AUGUUUCGAUAUCUGUUACCCUCAAUUGUGCUUGUGAUUGCAUAUAGCUCUAAGCAGCACUCUGCCGUUCUAUCCUCGAUAGCAUUCUCUCUAGUAGGUUAUGUCGUUACUGAUCUGUUAAUUCCACGUGUUGGAAACUCUUUCAUCAAGAUUGGGCUAUAUGGCAAGGAUUUGAGCAAGGUGGGUAGGCCAGUUAUUCCAGAAUGCAUUGGUGCUAUUUGUGCAGCUGUUUACAUCCUUUUAAUGAUGUUUUGUAUCCCUUUUAUGUUCUACAAGUACAUGGUAACCACAACGUCAGGCGGUGGAAUACGUGACAUUUCAACAGAAAGUUAUCAACUGACUGAUAAUCUGUUUCCACACGCGAAAUUGUCAGAGUAUUUGAGCAGUCUAUUGUGUUUGGAAAGCACAGCCUUACUGGGUAUCGCAGACGAUUUAUUUGAUUUACGUUGGAGACAUAAAUUCUUUUUGCCAGCCAUUGGUGCUAUACCGUUACUAGUUGUUUAUUAUGUUGAUUUUGGGGCAACACAUGUUCUUAUUCCCGGAUUUAUGCAGAAUUGGCUACAGAGGACUAAUUUGGAUCUCGGUGCAUUAUAUUACAUGUAUAUGAUGUCCAUGACAAUUUUUUGUCCCAAUUCGAUUAAUAUAUUAGCAGGGGUGAAUGGCCUGGAAGUCGGUCAAAGCAUCGUAUUGGGAAUUCUUGCACUUCUCAAUGACUCUCUGUAUUUAACUAUGGGCCCGCAAACAUCGUGGGAAAGUCAUCGUUUUUCAGCAAUUAUAAUUUUACCAUUCUUAGGCGUCUCAGCAGCGCUAUGGAAGUGGAAUCGCUGGCCAGCAAAGGUAUUCGUUGGCGACACUUAUUGUUAUUUCGCUGGGAUGAUUUUUGCUGUGGUGGGAAUAUUGGGUCACUUUUCAAAGACAAUGUUGCUGUUAUUUUUACCGCAGAUCCUAAAUUUUCUUUACUCAUGUCCACAAUUAUUUCAUAUUGUACCUUGUCCAAGGCAUAGGCUACCAAGAUUUGACGAAAACGAUGGUCUACUUUAUCCAUCGAUUACAAACUUAAAAGAAACACCAGCCAAGAAGUUUUUUCAACCUGUUUUAAGAGCUCUUCAUGUUCUCAAAUUAAUACAUGUCGAAUUUGUUAAUGGCGAGAUAGUAAGCUGCACAAAUAUGACGCUAAUAAAUUUGGUCUUAGUAUGGCUCGGACCAAUGCGAGAGGACAGGUUAUGUAAUACCAUAUUACAAUUGCAGUUUGUUGUCGGGGUUGUUGCCAUUAUAGCAAGACAUGCAUUGGGGGCGCUACUCUUCGGUCAUGAUAAUUUAUGGGCUAUCGUCUGA
This is a messenger RNA of Zygotorulaspora mrakii, 1335 nucleotides long. RefSeq names its product UDP-N-acetylglucosamine--dolichyl-phosphate N-acetylglucosaminephosphotransferase (gene ALG7). Gene Ontology annotation, cellular component: membrane. The record is from RefSeq and is a predicted model, not a curated record. The coding region runs from base 1 to 1335 and encodes 444 amino acids. Gene Ontology annotation, molecular function: UDP-N-acetylglucosamine-dolichyl-phosphate N-acetylglucosaminephosphotransferase activity. Gene Ontology annotation, biological process: dolichol-linked oligosaccharide biosynthetic process; protein N-linked glycosylation. NCBI's taxonomy places the organism in Eukaryota, Fungi, Ascomycota, Saccharomycetes, Saccharomycetales, Saccharomycetaceae. The transcript has a single exon.